Messenger RNA from Pneumocystis jirovecii RU7, 543 nucleotides. RefSeq lists its product as uncharacterized. Bases 1 to 543 code for a protein of 180 amino acids. Lineage: Eukaryota; Fungi; Ascomycota; Pneumocystomycetes; Pneumocystales; Pneumocystaceae. The transcript has 6 exons. The record is from RefSeq and is a predicted model, not a curated record.
AUGGCAAAAUCAAAGGAAUAUAUUGAAACGGAUACAGGAAAUAAGAUUUCUCGUCUUAGAACAACAAUUUUAGGCUCUCAAAACAUUAUUCUUGGUGGAAAAACUCUGAUUCACUCAGAAUGCACAAUUCGUGGUGAUUUGAGAAGAUUUGAAGGUUCUCAACAAUCAAUUGCUAUUGUAAUUGGAAAAUAUUGUUCUUUAUCAAUUGGCACUGUGAUUCGGCCUCCGAGUAAAACUUAUAAAGGCGUAUUUAACUAUUACCCGUUAAAAAUUGGCGAUUUUGUUCAAAUCGGCGAGGGUUCUAUGAUAGAAGCAGCAAGUAUUGGUUCAUAUGUUAAGAUUGGAAAACAAUGUGUUAUUGGGAAAUUCUGUAUUAUCAAAGAUUGUGUGGAAAUACAAGAUGGCACGAUUUUACCGGAAAACUCAGUAAUACCAUCCUUUUCUUUAGUUGGAGGCACACCGGGUCUUGUUAUUAGGGAACUCCCUGAAUGUGUGCAAGAAUUAUUUGAAAUUGAAUGUCGGAAGAAGUAUAAUGAAUUCUAA